Molecule: messenger RNA, 1457 nt
Organism: Nomascus leucogenys (northern white-cheeked gibbon)
Lineage: Eukaryota; Metazoa; Chordata; Mammalia; Primates; Hylobatidae
Product: endogenous retrovirus group K member 8 Rec protein-like
Exons: 2
Coding region: 144-593 (149 amino acids)
Source: RefSeq, a predicted model, not a curated record
AAAACUGAUUUGGUGGAAAGACAACAAAAAUAGGACAUGGGAGAUAGGGAAGGUGAUAACCUGGGGAAGAGGUUUUGCUUGUGUUUCACCAGGAGAAAAUCAGCUUCCUGUUUGGAUACCCACUAGACAUUUGAAGUUCUACAAUGAACCCAUCGGAGAUGCAAAGAAAAGCGCCUCCACGGAGACGGAAUCACCGCAAUCGGGCACCAUUGACUCGCAGGAUGAAUCAAGUGGUGAUAUUAGAAAAACAGAUGAAGUCACCACGCACCAAGAAGGCGGAGCUGCCAACCUGGGCACAGUUAAAGAAGCUGACACUGUUAGCUAGAAAAAGCCUAGCUAGCACAAAGGUGACACAAACCUCAGAAAAAAUGCUGUUUGCAGCUUUAAUGGUUGUAUCAACGGUGGUAAGUCUCCCCAUGCCUGCAGGAGCAGCUGCAGCUAAUUAUACCUACUGGGCCUAUGUGCCUUUCCCGCCCUUAAUUCGGGCAGUCACUUGGAUGGAUAAUCCCAUUGAAGUCAAGAGAAGGCGUGUGGAUCCCUGUGUCCAUGGAUCGACCAUGGGAGGCCUCGCCAUCCAUUCAUAUUUUGACUGAAGUAUUAAAAGGCAUUUUAAAUAGAUCCAAAAGAUUCAUUUUUACUUUAAUUGCAGUGAUUAUGGGAUUGAUUGCAGUCACAGCUACAGCCGCUGUGGCAGGAGUCGCAUUGCACUCUUCUGUUCAGACAGUAAGCUUUGUUGACAAUUGGCAAAAGAAUUCCACAAGGUUGUGGAAUUCACAAUCUGGUAUCGAUCAAAAAUUGGCUAAUCAAAUUAAUGACCUUAGACAAACUGUCAUUUGGAUGGGAGAUAGGCUCAUGAGCUUGGAACAUCGUUUCCAGUUACAGUGUGACUGGAAUACGUCAGAUUUUUGUAUUACACCCCAAGUUUAUAAUGAGUCUAGACAUCACUGGGACAUGGUAAGACGCCAUUUACAGGGAAGAGAAGAUAAUCUCACUUUAGACAUUUCUAAAUUAAAAGAACAAAUUUUUGAAGCCUCUCAGAGUCACUUAAAUAUUGUGCCUGGAGCUGAGGCGUUAGAUCAAGUGGCAAAAAAUCUUUAUGGAUUAAACCCCACGACUUGGAUUAAGUCUAUUGGAAACUCUACUGCAGUAAAUUUUGGAAUUAUGUGUCUCUGUUUAAUCGGUUUGUUUUUAGUGUGCCGGACCAGUCGAAGAAUCCUGCGCCAAAAUCGAGAGAACGAACAAGCCUUCAUCGCCAUGGCACAUUUAUAUAGAGGGAAAGGGAGGGAGAAUGUUGCGGGAAGUCGGGGACCUUGAACUGAGGGACUGGCUGAAGCCACAGCAGAAAAGCAUAAAAUAUGAAGAUUCCAUGGACAUUUUAUUAGUUCUCCAAAAUUUAUACUUUUGUAAUAUCUUAUGUCUUUACUUUAAUCUCUUAAUCCCAUCAUCUUCUUUGUAAG